This is a messenger RNA of Echinops telfairi (small Madagascar hedgehog), 4301 nucleotides long. It is a transcript of the gene MFN2, whose product is annotated as mitofusin 2. NCBI's taxonomy places the organism in Eukaryota, Metazoa, Chordata, Mammalia, Afrosoricida, Tenrecidae. Gene Ontology annotation, biological process: mitochondrion localization; mitochondrial fusion. Bases 394 to 2667 code for a protein of 757 amino acids. The record is from RefSeq and is a predicted model, not a curated record. The transcript is spliced from 20 exons. Gene Ontology annotation, molecular function: GTP binding; GTPase activity. Gene Ontology annotation, cellular component: mitochondrial outer membrane.
CCUUGCCCCCAAAGUCGUUGCCGGUGGUUCGGUUGAGCUCGGAGCCCACGGACUCACGGAAAAGCGCGUAAACCUGCCGCGUCGGGGACGCGCGUGUCGUCCCUCCCUCCCCGGCCCCGCUUAUCGGUGGCGCGCUCUGGUGACGCUGCGGGCUGAUGGCUGCCGCGAGGCCGGGACGGUGAAGACGGGAUUGGUGGAGCGAACAAAAUCGGCAGCCCCAUCCAGAGGAGAAUGCAAAUCCUUCUCAUCAUCGUUUGGCUCCAGCCGUGCUCAUGAUGCCCACCCUGUGAAGCUCUCCCACCAUCAGGAACUCCUCUGCUCCCGUGUGCCAGCAGACGGCGUGGACCCGUUUUCUUUUCCCUGCUAGGAGUCGCUGUGCAGAAAACGGGCGCAAUGUCCCUGCUCUUCUCUCGAUGCAACUCCAUCGUCAAGGCCAAGAAGGAUAAGAGACACAUGGCGGAGGUGAACGCUUCCCCUCUCAAGCACUUCGUCACUGCCAAGAAGAAGAUCAGUGGCAUCUUCGAGCAGUUGGGGGCUUACAUUCAGGAGAGCGCCACCUUCCUGGAAGAGACCCACCGGAAUGUGGAGCUGGACCCAGUCACAACUGAGGAGCAGGUUGUGGACGUCAGAGGCUACCUGUCCAAAGUCAGGGGUAUCAGCGAGGUGCUGGCCCGACGGCACAUGAAAGUGGCUUUUUUUGGCCGGACAAGCAAUGGGAAAAGCACCGUCAUCAACGCCAUGCUCUGGGACAAAGUCCUGCCCUCGGGGAUCGGCCACACCACCAAUUGCUUCCUGCGAGUGGGGGGCACGGAGGGCCACGAGGCCUUCCUCCUCACCGAGGGCUCGGAGGAGAAGAGGAGUGUCAAGACCGUGAACCAGCUGGCCCAUGCCCUCCACCAGGACGAGCAGCUGCACGCCGGCAGCCUGGUGAGCGUGAUGUGGCCCAACUCCAAGUGCCCACUUCUGAAGGACGACCUUGUGCUGAUGGACAGCCCUGGUAUCGAUGUCACCACCGAGCUGGACAGCUGGAUCGACAAGUUCUGCCUGGAUGCUGAUGUGUUUGUACUGGUGGCCAACUCGGAGUCCACCCUGAUGCAGACGGAGAAGCAGUUCUUCCACAAGGUCAGCGAGCGUCUCUCCCGCCCCAACAUCUUCAUCCUGAACAACCGCUGGGACGCGUCCGCCUCGGAGCCCGAGUACAUGGAGGAGGUCCGGCGGCAGCACAUGGAACGUUGUACUGGCUUCCUGGUGGACGAGCUGGGUGUGGUAGACCGAGCCCAGGCCGGGGACCGCAUUUUCUUCGUAUCGGCCAAGGAAGUGCUCAACGCUAGGAUCCAGAAAGCCCAGGGCAUGCCUGAAGGAGGGGGCGCUCUUGCAGAAGGCUUUCAAGUGAGGAUGUUUGAGUUUCAGAAUUUUGAGAGGCGAUUUGAGGAGUGCAUCUCCCAGUCUGCGGUGAAAACCAAAUUCGAGCAGCACACGGUUCGGGCCAAGCAGAUCGCAGAAGCCGUGCGCCUCAUCAUGGACUCUCUGCACAUCGCGGCGCAGGAGCAGCGAGUUUACUGCCUGGACAUGCGUGAGGAGCGGCAAGACCGCCUGAGGUUUAUUGACAAACAGCUGGAGCUCUUGGCUCAAGACUACAAACUACGAAUCAAGCAGAUUACAGAGGAAGUGGAAAGGCAGGUGUCAACGGCGAUGGCCGAGGAGAUCAGGCGCCUGUCUGUGCUGGUGGACGACUACCAGAUGGACUUCCACCCCUCUCCCGUGGUGCUCAAGGUUUACAAGAAUGAGCUGCACCGCCACAUUGAGGAGGGCCUGGGCCGGAACAUGUCGGACCGCUGCUCCACAGCCAUCACCAGCUCUCUGCAGACCAUGCAGCAGGACAUGAUCGAUGGCCUGAAGCCCCUCCUCCCUGUGUCGUUGGGGAGCCAGAUCGAUAUGUUGGUCCCUCGGCAGUGCUUCUCCCUCAGCUAUGACCUGAACUGUGACAAACUGUGUGCCGACUUUCAGGAGGACAUCGAAUUCCACUUCUCACUUGGCUGGACCAUGCUCGUGAAUCGGUUCCUGGGCCCCAAGAACAGCCGUCGGGCCUUGAUGGGCUACAGUGACCAGGUGCAGCGUCCUGUCCCUCUGACACCAGCCAACCCCAGCAUGCCCCCACUGCCGCAGGGCUCACUCACCCAAGAAGAGCUCAUGGUCUCCAUGGUGACCGGCCUGGCCUCCCUGACGUCCCGGACUUCCAUGGGCAUUCUCGUCGUGGGAGGGGUGGUGUGGAAGGCAGUGGGCUGGCGGCUCAUUGCCCUGUCUUUCGGGCUGUACGGUCUCCUGUACGUCUACGAGCGUCUGACCUGGACCACCAAGGCCAAGGAGAGGGCUUUCAAGCGCCAGUUUGUGGAGUACGCCAGUGAGAAGCUGCAGCUCAUCAUCAGCUACACCGGCUCCAACUGCAGCCACCAAGUCCAGCAGGAGCUGUCUGGAACUUUUGCACAUCUGUGCCAGCAAGUCGACAUCACCCGGGAAAACCUGGAGCAGGAAAUUGCUGCCAUGAACAAGAAAAUCGGAACCCUCGAUUCCCUUCAGAGCAAAGCCAAGCUGCUCAGGAAUAAGGCGGGCUGGUUGGACAGCGAGCUCAACAUGUUCACGCACCAGUACCUGCAGCCCAGCAGAUAGUGGCCUGCCACUGAGCUGGAGGCUGCAUGGAGGAGGCAGAGCCGGCCCCUCAGUGCUGCCCCAGGGCACGGGCAGCACCUGCCGGGCGCCACCCCAAAGCGAGCACACCCACCGUCUUGUACUGUCUCGAGCCCUUACGCACUAGUUGUCCCCCGCCUGCCUGCGGUCCUAGGGAGAUCUGGGCCUCCAGCCCUCCGGGAGGCGCUCAUGGCGAUGGACAGCAUGGUGCCAGGAGUGGAUGCCGCAGGCCCUCAUGGAGACUCCUGUGUUGGCCCUGUCAGCCCUGCAGGGUGCCUGGCUGGAGCCUCAGGAUCAGACAGACCCACCUCCCCUGGCCCUGGCACCCUGUAGCGCGCAGCCUUGGGGCUGUUGGGUGUUCCCAGACUGCAUCCUUCUGGGAAGACCGUGGCUGUGUUCUUUGCCCUUGAGCUUCCUCCUUGUGUUUGCGGAGCCGCUGGCGCCAGUCUUGGUGUGCUUGUGUGGAGGCCGGCCACCUGGGCGCUGUAGGGAGGAGUCAGGAGAGGGCCGGGGCUGCUGCCACACCAGGAGGGACUCCCAUUUCCUCCUCGAGCCCCUCGCUCUAGGGUUGACUCUUGCCCCGGUGGUGCCGAGGUGGUGCUGUGAGAGAUGGUUCAGAUUUGUGAAAUGAUGUGUGACAGGAGGAGGGGACCUGAUGCAGGCUGAGAGGACUGCGUCCCUGAUCCCCUCUGGGACAGAUGGAGACUGGAGUCAGCCCAGAACAGGGCCUCUUGUAGGGGUUUCAUGGGGCCCAGGAGCCCCCAUCCCACUAGCGUGGUCCCCACCCCCGCUCCAGCUGCCAUCGGCCACCGGUCCUCUGGACGAAGUGCCCUGUGCCAAUGACUGCAGUCACCCAGAAAGUGAGGGAAAGCCCAUGCCUGACCGAGCCCAGCCAGGCCCCCAUUUGGCCUCUUGCUUACCUUGUUUUCCACUGUUGAGUUGGGGAUUGUGACUGGGCGAAGUCGGGCAGGUUCCUGUCCCCGCUCCUCGCCCUGUCUAGUAGCCGGCCUCCCUCAGCAGGGUGGGGCUUGGGUCCCAGCGGUAGUCCAGCUUUGGGGAGAAGCGCAGGUGGUCUCUGUCACUGGAGGGAGGGAUGUGUGGUGGGGAAAUAUAUGGUCCCUCUCCACAUACCUGCUGCCCUCCAAGCCUCGGUCUGCCCUGGUGCAUGGGACAAAGGAACGGACUUCGCAUGGUGGACGCAUGGUGAGAGGAUGUUUGGACUGGCUGAUGGCCGCCUCACAGGCCGUCAGAAAAUCCAUGUCACGUGGCUCCAAUGAACUUUGUGACUUUGUACUCUUUUUACAACGUUAUUUAAAGUGAUGACACACAUGAAUUGUUGGCGAUCGCCCUUGGGAAGGAAUGGAAGCCUGAGCUACUUACAUCAGCAGUGCAGUGUGACGCAGACGGGAGACUCCUGCAAGAAGUUUGGCAAAAAGGCACUUUAAUUUGAUGCUGCUAACUCUCUUCUCGGUUUUUCUGUUCAUUUGCUAGAGCCCGAGACGUGCUUGGCACCCUGAGUUUUCUCUCUGAUGUAUUUACGGGGAUUUACCUGCCCGAAUUACUCCUGUCAUUGCUGAUAUUAAGGAAACAGAAAUAAAAUGUACUUGGAAAUCCUC